Molecule: messenger RNA, 2245 nt
Organism: Lineus longissimus
Lineage: Eukaryota; Metazoa; Nemertea; Pilidiophora; Heteronemertea; Lineidae
Product: zinc metalloproteinase nas-14-like
Exons: 10
Coding region: 632-2206 (524 amino acids)
Biological process (GO): proteolysis
Molecular function (GO): zinc ion binding; metalloendopeptidase activity
Source: RefSeq, a predicted model, not a curated record
UUAACGAGCCGAGACAUCAGUGUUAUUCAUAUAGAUCAUCCACCAGCGAAUUAUGCUGGUCGUACGGAUGCCACUAAAUCACUUAAUGUCGUUGACGACUCGUUUUUUAUUCGGAUUCACCGGUAUGUACACUGCUUCGACUCCAAGUGUCUGAGUUCGUACAGUAGAGGGAACAUUCUGGCUGAAAUCGAGUUGGACUAUUAACAUAGCCUACUUUCCAGUUCCGUGGACCGUCGAUCGAAACUUCGAGAGGUGUCGCCUUGACGCAACACGAGUACCAACAUUCGAGGUCGUAUCGUUUGAUGAGAGCUUGGGUUGCCUGGUGCUGGUGGAGCAUCUUCUCUACCGCGUUCUCUCUCUCUGUACCAUCUUUACAGAUAUGAUCGAGUGUCCCCUGGAUUGCAUGCCACUGCUGUUGCUUUGAACCUGAAAGGAAUAAAGGACCGUCUUGUCAGUUCUCUUUUCGAUUUCUUUUCGAAAUAAACCGGAAUGCAUAUUUGGCUGAUAUAUCGUUAUACAACUGGAGAAGCGGCGCAAAGGGUUCAUAAAUUCAUCUCACAGGAUUAUAAGAACACUUUGGAUUUGGAUUUUCGUCCAACUUAGGGUGCCAUGCUCCACAAUUACUUUGAGGAUGAAUAGAACGCUUACGUGCUACUUCCUUGUGUUACUGAUAUUAGAAGGAGUACAUCUUUCGUAUGUAUGUCCUCCGGAGCUUUGCCCGUCAUCUAUGGUGUCCAGGGGAAGAUCGGACGCAGUUGCGAGUCGCCUGGAAGGUGGAUUCAACCCAUUCUUUGAAGGUGACAUCGUCCUUGACAAGGAGGACUCCGUGAGGGCUGAGCGGUGGUGGAGGCGCCAGAAUCGCCGCCGGGGGCUGAGGAGCAGGCGGGAAACGGUCAAGCAGAAGAAACGACUUUGGCCGAAAGCGAUUGUCCCGUUUACUAUUGACCCGAGGCUGCCUCCCACGACCAAGAAAAACAUCGCAGAGGCUAUCCUCCAUUACGAGAGGUUCACUUGCCUCAGGUUCCGACCGAGGAAAUAUUCAGAUGUGGACUACAUUAGGUAUUCAUAUCAGCCAGGUUGCUGGUCGUACAUUGGACGGCAAGGAGGACCUCAAAGACUUGUCCUUGGAAAAGGAUGUGAAAAGUUCGGGACCAUCAUCCAUGAAACAGGCCACGCUCUUGGGCUCUGGCAUGAGCAGAGCCGUCUUGACAGAGACAAAUACGUGAAGGUGAUCAGGGACAAUGUUUCGCCGCGUUUCCUCAAAGAUUUCGGUGUUGUCGGUAAGAAAAGCACAACGAGCAGAGGAUACCCAUACGAUUACGAAAGCGUCAUGCAUUAUGGAGAAAAAUAUUUUACCAUCAAUGGUAAACCGACAUUGGAGGUUAUAGGUAUAGGGAAAGCGCUUGGUCUGAAGAUUGGACAGAGGGAAGGCUUGAGUGCCUUAGAUGCAGCACAACUCGGUGAUAUGUAUCAGUGUCAGACAAAAAAUAAAAGAGUAUGUGACUCAACCUGGGUGGAACACAAAGCAAGCUGCUACAAAUUCUUCAGGAAACCGCCAAAGCAAUUUGGAGGAGCCUUGGAUUUUUGUAAGAACAAAGAUUCCGAGUUACUCAGCAUUGAUGAUCGGGAUGAGGACACUUUCAUUAAAAAAUACCUCACAAAACACCGGUCAGAUACAGCCACCUGGCGGACAGGGGGGAAGAAAGAUGACUACUUUGGCUGGAUCUGGCAACAUUCUGAUGACAGGUCUCACAAGAGGAUGUCCUACCAGAAGUGGGCAGAUAAGGAACCCGCUGGGAGCCGGACCACACUCGUCCUGAAAAAGGAGCCCAAUAAGGACACCUUCAAAUGGAGGGCAGAAUGGGCCGGUUCCUAUAGACAGUUACCUGCGUAUAGCUAUGGAUUUAUUUGUGAGAGAGACACUACAGCUAAAGGAUGUUUCCGCAGUCGUUUCCGAGAUGGCCGCGACUACAGAGGUGACAUCAACUUCUCAGACAAAGGCCUCGUCUGCCAGAAGUGGACAUCACAAUGGCCCCAUCAACACACGUCGCUUGAUGACAACCCCAACAAGAACACCCAGAAUGGUUUAGGCGAUCACAAUUUUUGCAGGAAUCCUGAAGGACGAAAAGCAAAACCUUGGUGUUAUGUCACGAAACAAAAAGUCAUCUGGCAAUAUUGUAAUGUCAAUCUUUGUAGCCUAGUGUAGAUUGGGGCAGAAGCGUCCAAAUUCGGUCAAUGAGGACAA